AUAAUUGCCUGAUUACCACUGCAAUCGCGCUGCGAGCUGCCAUCGAUCACUACAGAAAGCCGGACGUCUUAGAGCAAUACAUGUCCGUUGCGAGCGAUCAGAUGCUGUCCGCGGCCAAUACUGGACUGUCGAUGUUCUUUGCUUCCCCUCCCGGAAGCAUGUCUGUCAAUUCGAAUCUGUCGCUCGACUGGCAAUCGGUGCAUUUCGGAUAUCCCGAACAAGCACGUUUCCACACCUCAGGGAUCAACGACCGGUACUUGAGGGUGUUCCGAGCCAACCUGACGCGGAUGGAUAACGGCAGACGGGCAUCAUCUGGAAAAGCGGUUGAUAUAUGUUUUGCGGUCCCUUCCUGGGCGAAGUCUAUAGUGGAAACGACACUUGCUGCUGAAUUGGGUGCUCCAGAUUUUCCUGAUACAAUUAUGUUAGCCAAAUGAUGCAACUAGUAUAGAACCUCGCGGAUUUCGUACAUCACAGUUCGAGUUCGCGGCUAUCGACGCUGGUGACCUCCUUGGGCCAGCGAACGCUGUCAAGACCAGAUGGUCUUCUGGGCCGUGCAUCUUCUAAUCAAGAAUGGCACUCUUUCGUGAAGAAAUUAGAUGGUCGGACGAUGCAGAGCGCGCGACCAUUUUAAGUGAUCUGGCGCCG
Messenger RNA from Laetiporus sulphureus 93-53, 645 nucleotides. RefSeq lists its product as uncharacterized. The record is from RefSeq and is a predicted model, not a curated record. The coding region runs from base 81 to 434 and encodes 117 amino acids. The transcript has 2 exons. NCBI's taxonomy places the organism in Eukaryota, Fungi, Basidiomycota, Agaricomycetes, Polyporales, Laetiporaceae.